Belonocnema kinseyi is the source of this 324-nucleotide messenger RNA. RefSeq lists its product as uncharacterized. Bases 1 to 324 code for a protein of 107 amino acids. The record is from RefSeq and is a predicted model, not a curated record. NCBI's taxonomy places the organism in Eukaryota, Metazoa, Arthropoda, Insecta, Hymenoptera, Cynipidae. The transcript has a single exon.
AUGAUGAAAAAGACGAGUGAUCAACGUCCUUUAUUUUUACGACACCUAAGUGAGGAACUUGCAAUGCCUGCCGUAGAAGAGUGCUCUCAGAAUAUGCAAGUUAUGAGAAAUUUUUCCACAAAGCUUGCAGUCGAUUGCUAUGUAGAAAAGCCAGUAAAAACUGAAGCUGCUGCUAGUUCUGCAACUGCAAGAGACAAUACUGGUAGAAAAGUCGUCACAGGUUCCUGUCACAUGUGCUAUUUUCAAGCUGAAACAAAACGCAGGAAAACUAGAAAGGCGUGUUGUGAUUGUUCCAAAUUUGAUUUAGAAAACGUUUGUUUAUAA